AUGCCGUCGAUUGCGAUGUCAAUCAUGCAAGGACCGCUUUGUGGUGCCCUCGCUACCAUGUUACUGUAUGGAGUCAUCUGCAUGCAGACCUUUCAUUACUGGCAAGUAUACGAGCAUGACAAGAAGAUUCUGAAGUUUUUGACCGCUCAUACAGCAUUAACAAUAUACGCCGUCGAGUUCUAUCUCAUCAUGCAUUUCGGAGAUACGACAAGCUUAGAAUAUGCAGUAUGGUGCGUUUCAUAUAUUAUCGGUUUCAUCAUCGCUUACGCUGCGAAUCUUUUCUUUUAUCCUAAAUGGAAGAUCUUCAGAGAACACGUCUAUCCAACUAUGGUGGCUGGAUGGGUGCUCUCAGCAGUGGUCGAUAGUGCGAUUGCGUUUACGCUAUGUAUUUACCUUCGAAAACGUCGCACUGGGAUGAAAAGAACUGACAAUGUUCUCAACUGCCUCCUAUUGUAUAGCAUCAAUACUGGUGCUAUCACGUCGUUUUGUGCAGUUCUGGUGGUCAUCAUGUUUCUCGGUCUGCCAAACAAUCUUGCGUUCAUUGGGUUUGUCCAAGUCCAGAGCAAACGGGUUGCAAGUUCCCAGAUGCCUCGCUUUUCAACGUUCAAACCAUCACAGCAAGUGUCGUCGUAUCUGGUUUGUGCCUCUCAACCUUUUCCUUUCUUCCACCGAUUGAAGUCCGGAAGAAUAUUGUGA
Suillus bovinus is the source of this 696-nucleotide messenger RNA. RefSeq lists its product as uncharacterized. NCBI's taxonomy places the organism in Eukaryota, Fungi, Basidiomycota, Agaricomycetes, Boletales, Suillaceae. Bases 1 to 696 code for a protein of 231 amino acids. The record is from RefSeq and is a predicted model, not a curated record. The transcript has 11 exons.